This is a messenger RNA of Hypoxylon fragiforme, 1428 nucleotides long. Its product is annotated as MFS general substrate transporter. The record is from RefSeq and is a predicted model, not a curated record. Gene Ontology annotation, biological process: transmembrane transport. Bases 1 to 1428 code for a protein of 475 amino acids. The transcript has 2 exons. NCBI's taxonomy places the organism in Eukaryota, Fungi, Ascomycota, Sordariomycetes, Xylariales, Hypoxylaceae. Gene Ontology annotation, molecular function: transmembrane transporter activity.
AUGGCCUCCUCAGCGUCCUCCGCCGAGCUGCCACCAGGGGAGUCGGCCACCGCCGGGACCACCACCGAGACCCCCCUCAAACCCCUAAAACACCCCCUCUACCGGUCCGUCCCCUUCCAAAUCGCCGUCGCCUGCGGCGUCUCCUUCACGGCCCCGGGCAUGUGGGACGCGCUCGGGGGCCUGGGCGCCGGCGGAGCCGCGGAACCGUACGCCGUCUCCGCCGCCAACGCCCUGGUCUACGGGCUCUUCUCCGUCGUCUGCGUCGCCGCGGGCGCCAUCAACAACCGCAUCGGGCUGCGCUACGGGCUGGCGCUCGGCGCGAUCGGGUACCCCCUGUACGGCGCGGGCCUGUACACGAACAACGUGAGCGCGACGACGUGGUUCAUGCUGCUGGGCAGCGCGCUCUGCGGCGUGUCGGCGGGCUUCUUCUGGGCCGCCGAGGCCGCCAUCAUCAUCGGCUACCCGAGCCCCCGGGACCGCGCCUUCUACCUCGCGAUCUGGCAGACCGCCAAGGCCGCGGGGCCGAUCGUCGGCGGCGCGAUCAACCUGGGCCUCAACGCGCAGCGGUCGGCGGCGGGGUCCGUCGGGUCGGCGACGUACAUCGUGUUCAUCGCGAUCAUGUGCCUGGGCCUGCCGAUCGCGCUGUGCCUGAGCCCCGCGGGCAAGGUGUGGCGGCGGGACGGGACGCGGGUGGUCGUGCGGAAGGAGGCGACGUGGAAGGCGGAGUUUCUGGCCGUGGGGAGGCUGCUGCGCUCGCGCCGCGUGCUGCUGCUGCUCCCGGCCUUCUUCAUCAGCUACUUCUACAACGGCUUCGUCAGCACGUGGCUCACGACGUACUUCACCGUGCGCGCGCGCGCCUUCUCGUCCUUCUUCACCAACUUCGCCGGCGUCUUCAGCUCGUUCCUCGCCGCCGCGCUGCUCGACCGGCAGGCGAUCCGCCUCCGCACGCGCGCGCGCGUCGCCUUCGUGUCCAUCGUCAGCGUCUUGAUAGGCACCUGGAUCUGGGCGUCGGUGCUGCAGAAGCGGUUCUACGACGCCGACGAGAAGCCCGUGUUCGACUGGUUCGAGGGCGGCUUCGGGAGCGCGUACGCGCUGGUCUUCUUCUGGACGUUUGCCGGGCAGGCGUUCCAGCAGUUCCUGUACUGGAUUGUCGGGCAGUACGCGACGGAUCUGUCGUCGCUGUCGCACCACACGGGGAUUCUGAGGGGCGUGGAGGCGCUGGGGCAGACGGUUGCUUGGGCCAUGCAAUCAGAGGGCAACGCCAACCACUUCGUCAGCAUCGGGCUUAAUUUCGGCAUCACGGUGCUCUGCAUCCCGUUCACGUGGAUUGUGCUCUCCGAGCUCGACCAUAGUCACGAGGUCGAGGUCACCGAGACACAGGUGGCAGUGGAAGAUGCGAGCAGCAAGCAGCACAGUGAUGCGGCUUAA